AUGGCUUCCCCUCAAGCUGGUGACCCGAACGCGAACCUUACCCCUUCUGCUUCGCCGUCAGCGGUACCUGCCUCUUCAGUCAGCCCGGCAUUAAGCAUCUCGGCUUCCACGCAAGUCCGUCUCCCCCCAUUCUGGGCCCAUGAUCCCCUCCUCUGGUUUGUCCAGGUGGACAAUUUCUUCCACAUGCAACAUAUUGCAUCAGAAACCACCAAGUACCAGAACCUGGUUGAAAGUCUUUCCCCGUCCGCCGCCGCUGAGGUUUGGGACAUUCUCCUCGCGCCGGCGGCAGACAAACCCUAUUCAGUCCUCCGGGACGCUCUCGUUAAACGGCUCAUGUCAUCCCAGGAGCACCGUUUGCAGCAGGUGCUUUCAUCUGAAGAGCUCGGUGAUCGUCGGCCCACUCAAUUUCUCCGCCAUCUGCAGUUCCUUCUUGGCGACAAGGCAUCAUCUAUUCACCCUGCUAUCCUCAAGGAACUUUUCCUCCACAGACUCCCUCCUCAUGUACGUGUGUCAUUAGCAGCAUCGGGCGCCCUGUCCCUCUCAGAGCUAGCAGAACUCGCUGACCGCGUCCUGGACAUUGCCCCUCCCACCCUCGCCGCGAUGCCCUGCAAUCCGCAAUCUGAUGAUACCGAGCUCGCCUAG
This is a messenger RNA of Ornithodoros turicata, 642 nucleotides long. RefSeq lists its product as uncharacterized. The coding region runs from base 1 to 642 and encodes 213 amino acids. NCBI's taxonomy places the organism in Eukaryota, Metazoa, Arthropoda, Arachnida, Ixodida, Argasidae. The record is from RefSeq and is a predicted model, not a curated record. The transcript has a single exon.